Molecule: messenger RNA, 14895 nt
Organism: Halichondria panicea
Lineage: Eukaryota; Metazoa; Porifera; Demospongiae; Suberitida; Halichondriidae
Product: usherin-like
Exons: 29
Coding region: 260-14692 (4810 amino acids)
Molecular function (GO): protein binding
Source: RefSeq, a predicted model, not a curated record
CUUCUCAGAGUAACCAACAACACAGUAGGCUACACUACAGUUAUAUAGCUUAUAUUAAACUUUGAAGCUACAUAGCAAGUUCUAUAUUGCAUCUCUAUAACCUCUAAGCCAUAUAACGUCCUUAGAGGCUUUAAAAGAGCAAGGAACAAGCUUGCAAGUCAAACCAAGCUGCUAGACUACUCCCACUCUGCAAGAAAAAAGGGGGUGGGGCUGCUGUCAGUAAGAUUUUACAAAAAGAUCUACAGUGGAGAAGCAAGCCAUGAGAACUCCAAGUUUAUUGUUGGUAUCAGUGCUACUAGCUUGCUACUUCAAGCUCAAUGAGGGACAAGGAAGCUAUCCGCCAUUUACAAGUGUGGCUACAUACAGACCAGUCAUGGCUUCUUCAGAAUGUGGUGGAGGAGAGACAGUGGAAAAUUUCUGCGAGUUUACAACAGAUGCAACAGCCUCUCUCGCCCCAAACUGCAUGGAAGCAGUCUGCAAUGGAACCUGUCCGUAUGGCUCUACAUCGCCGGCAGCUAUUCCAUUAGCUACAUUGGGGACCUUUAGUGUGGGCGUUACCACGGUGGUGGGCAGGCCAUCGACAACCACAAGUGCUCUACGCUUUGACAACGCAUCCAUCACUGUUCCUGGCUCUAGAGUAGCUCUAGUGGGUGAUGCAGGCUUCUCAUUCUCAGCAUGGAUCAACCAGGACCCUGGAAACACUGGUGCUCUGAUCUCAAAGUCCAACAGUGAUUCUUCGGAGAGAAACUAUGCUAUCUCUAUCAGCGAGACAUCCAUCACUCUCGACUAUCUUCAUGCGUCCAUACCUCUCACUAAUACACAGAGGUUUAGUACCGUUAGCGUUGAGGGGGUGCUCCUUGACCCCGCCCACUGGCACCUUGUCACUGUGACUGUGUACGAUGUGGACGCAGUGUUUUAUGUGAACGCGAGUGUGGUGGGUGUGAGAGUGUUGAAUGGUCCCAUCCAGGACACGGUGGUGAGGGACGUGUUGCUAGGACAACUGUCUCCAGGUGUUAGGUUCUUUAAUGGACUUAUGCAGGAUAUCUCCUACUACACCAGAGCGCUCACUGUCAGGGAGGUGACGGAGCUGUACACAGGGACUUUCCCCAACAUCCAUCUCUCCUCUGAGUGUCACUGUCCCCCCUCACACCCACUCAUCGCACCUAAUGAAGCCGUGUGUGUGCAGCAGCCGGGGGUUGGUUUGCCAUCCAGGGGUGCUGCAGAGAGGCUCAACCCACUCACCCACCCGCCUAGCUUUGCUAACGACUUUGCUACGUCCAGGGGUUGGAUAUCGUCACCAGGGCAACGGGACGUAAACAUCACAUUCACUCUUACAGAUUCUCUGUAUGAGCUCAUCUUCAUCAAUAUCCGCUACGGAUCACCACGCCCCAGAGCCUCCGUGUGGGAGACAUCACGUGAUGGAGGAAUGACCUUUGAACCAGUGCAGUAUUACGCCAAUGAUUGUAUGCUCUAUUUUGGUCUCCCUGACAAUGGGCCGAUAGUCAAUGCUGAUGAUGUCAACUGCAUCACAACCACAUCUCUACAAACACCCACCACCAAUGGCGAUGUUCGUACCCACUUCCUCAACCAAGCCCGUACCUCAAACUUUGACCUCAACACCAGCCCAGAGUUGCGACAGUUCAUCUUAGCCUCUCAUUUCCGUCUGAGGUUUAUUGACUUCUUUGAGAGCUCCACUACUGUUGCCCAUCGCUAUUACAGCAUUCUGGAGGCUACAGUAGUAGCAAGGUGUGCUUGCAAUGGCCACUCUGCUCGAUGUGGCGCUGACAUCGACUCAGUGUGCGACUGCGUGCACAACACUCAAGGAUUAAACUGCGAGCAAUGUCUGCCCUUCUUCAAUGACAAGCCAUGGCAGUACGGGAUCACAGACAACGCGUUCCCGUGUAAACCAUGUGACUGCAACGGCCAUUCCACCAGCUGUCGUUAUGAUUCAACCGUUGAUCCCUUCCCUGAUAGCUACGAUCUCGGUGGAGGUGGAGUCUGCGAUAAUUGCCAAGACAACACUGCUGGUCCUAGCUGUGAGACAUGUGCAGUGGGCUACUUUGCACCCUCAGGGACUCUCCCCUCUGACCCCACCCCGUGUAUCGCAUGUGGAUGUAAUGCCGAUGGAAUCACCGACGCUAUCGGAGACUGCGCUAAAGGUCAAGGUUCAGGCGGCGAAAUUCUCGGCCAGUGUUCGUGCAAACCUCGAGUGACAGGCCUGAAAUGCGAUACCUGUGAGGUUGGAUUCUUUAAUCUCAUAGUCACCGAUCCUGAGGGUUGCACUCCCUGUGGUUGUAAUACCGACGGCACUUUCGAAGCCGUGGAUACGUGCAAUUCGAUUGGAGAUUGCCCCUGUAAGACAAACGUUAUGGGGGCCAAGUGCGAUCAGUGCAGACUCGGAACGACUAAUUUGACCGCGAGUAAUGUGGGCGGAUGUGAUGCGUGUGGGUGUGACUCUGUGGGAUCAGCCAAUUUGAACUGUGACCCUAUAACGGGCAUGUGCGAGUGUAAGCCUGGUGUGGGGGGUGUGCGAUGUGACGCAUGUUUGCCGGGCUUUUUUGGCUUCUCGGAGAGUGGGUGUGAGCGUUGUGAGUGUGUGCCUGAGGGCGCUCUCAAUAACGUCUGCGACUCAGUCACAGGUGUGUGCUCAUGUGCCGAUAAUGUGUUUGGUGAUCGAUGUGAUGCUUGUGAAGAUGGAUUUUACAACGUGACAGCCGGAUGUAUGUCAUGUGACUGCGAUACAGCUGGAACUGAGAACGAAACAAGUGUAUGUGAUAAAACGACUGGACUCUGCCCUUGUAAGAUUAACGUUGAGGGGGAGAAAUGUGAUAGCUGUCUACCAGGAUUCUCAAAUCUGAUUGGCUCAAAUCCCGACGGAUGUUCAGCAUGUGAUUGUUUCGGGCCUAAUACAAACAAUGCGGGUGUUGUAUGUAACCCAGUUACGUUGCAGUGUGAGUGCGGUGCUACGGCAACUGGAUUGAGAUGCGAAUCAUGCGUGACCAGUUUUUAUCAGACGGACACUGGCUGUGUGUCAUGUGACUGUGUAUCUGGUGGAUCUCUGAGUGAUGAGUGUGAUGCUGUGACGGGACAGUGUGAGUGUGGGAGUGUGGGCGUGGCUGGACGAAGGUGUGACACCUGCCUACCAGGAUUCUUCCAAUUCCCAACCUGUUCCUCAUGUGGGUGUGACCUUGCCGGCUCUGUAGAGGGUACGCUGUGUGACCCUGUCACUGGAGUGUGCAGCUGCAAACAGUACGUCACUGGGACGCUCUGUGACAGCUGUGUCCCCGGGUUCCAACAGCUGGAGGCUAGCAACCCCUUCGGAUGCUCUGCACAGCCUGAUGAGCAAGCCCCACCCACUGUGAUGCCCUCCUCCGCCACCUCUGUCCUCAUCACCUGGCUCGAGCCCGAGGCACCGAAUGGACUCAUUAUUAGCUACACUGUCUAUCGUGACGGCUCUCCGGUUGCCACGGUUACCACCCUCAACUAUACCGAUAAUAAUCUCAUCCCAAAUACCCGAUAUCGAUAUUCCAUUGAAGCGGCCAACUCUGUGGGUGCUACAGCCAGCGUAGAGGUCGAAGUUCAAACGCUCGAAGGUAUCCCUGAGGGAAUAGAUCCUCCUACGCUCACUGUAUUGUCACCAUAUAGUGUACGAGUAUUGUGGGUGGAGCCAGCCACGCCCAAUGGGGGUGUGGUCCGUUAUGAAGGCGUCAUUGUGCAAUUAGGAUCUGAGCAAAUUAUCAUCGAGGAGACUAGCGUGUUUAACACGACAGGAGAUGUUUUUUCAACUGUUGUUUCUGAGCUAACUCCUUUCACUGUUUAUUACUUCAUCAUUCGAGCGUGUACAUCCGGUGGGUGUGGCUCAAGUGAACUUUUUGCAGAAGUUCAGACCUUGCAAGCCCCUCCCACCUUUCAACCUGCACCGAAUGUGACGACCAUCUCCUCGCAAGAAUUGCUUGUAAAUUGGGUGGUUCCCCCAAUCCCCAACGGUGUAGUGUCCCACUACGAAGUGUUCCUGAGGGAUUUCCCCUUUAGCGGAGAGGGAGUGUCCCUAACCAAUACCUCUGAGCUGUCGUUCCUGGCUCAAGGCCUGAGGCCGUUUGCAGCGUACGAGUUCAGUGUCGCUUCGUUCACAGCUGGAGGAGGUGUGCUCAGCGACUGGGUGCAAGGGACUACUGCCGAGGAUGCUCCAGAGGGUGUAGUCCCCCCCACGAUCACCCCCCACAGUGCUACAUCUCUGCAGCUCUCAUGGAGGGAGCCUACCUCUCCCAAUGGCAUCAUCCGUCGCUAUGGCAUCUAUCAAGUUACCAUGGGAGUCAACCAACUAGUUGGCGAUUACGCGACAGACCCUGGGACUAUCAUACUGAACAAUCUUUCAUCAUUUACUGAGUACAGCUUCUUACUGGAGGUCUGUACGGCUAUUGGCUGCACUAACAGUGACGUAGUUACUAUGGCAACCCUAGAAGGAGAUCCGAUUGGUCAAUCUGAUCCCACUGUCGUCAACGUGACCUCCACCUCUGUCUCCUUUUCGUGGGCGGGGCCUAAUCAACCGAACGGCAUCAUCACCGAAUAUUCUGUUAGUAGAAGGCGCUCCUCUGCCACCCCCCUUGAACAAGAUGUGGGUGUGGCUUUCUACGGCACUGGACUUGCCAGCUUUGCAGCUGGAGUUGCCAAUUUGGGCAGUUUUUCCAACGAGAUUCGAUUGACGUUUCGCACGCUUGUCCCUCAAGGCGUUAUACUCUACUACAUCAACCAGGCUGGAUCUGACCUCCUAGCGAUUGAACUGAGAGGUGGUGUCCCAUAUUUCAUCUUUGAUGCCGGCACUGGUAGUGCGGAGAUUGCGCCUGUUGUACAGUCGGGCAUGACAUUCAGUGAUGGCGAAUGGCAUAGUCUGAUCGCAACUCAGAAUGGCAGGACUGGUUCCAUUCUAGUAGAUGGUAUGUACAGCGGGACUGGAAUGUCCCCCGGCCAGGACAGUGUCAUCGCAAGUUCACAGGCCCUACACAUUGGGGGAAUCCCCUCCGCGGCACCCCUGAGCACCAUAGAAGGUGGGGCCACUCUGAGCAGAAGUCGUUUUGCCGGCUGUCUGUUUAAUGUAGUUCUAAACGGAGAGGAAGUAGAUUUAACUCAAUCGUCAUCUAGCGAAGGAGUAGACGUUGUCAACGGAUGUCCGGUAGACGUGGGAAGUGGGUGGAGACUUGUGGGGAACGGGUACGUUGCAUUGGAGGAGAAUUCCAUCAGUCACUCUGAUUUUUCAUUGACCUUUGAACUGCACACUUUGGACUCUGACGCUCUAGUUUUAUUCGCUUAUAGUGCCGAUCUUGAAAAUGCUCUUGGUAUUGAAAUCCGAAACUCCUCGCUCUAUGUUGUUGCCCGUGGCAACGGAACCAGAUACAUUUUGAUUGGUCGCCAGCAUGCCCCCUGUGCAACGAACAAUUUAUCCAUACGUUUGACUGUAAAUGGAACGACAGUUUCGAUCAGUACGCUCGGAGAAGAUAGUUACAUCGUGACGAAUUUGUGGCCUGUUACCAUUCUUACGUCAGCUGUGUAUUUUGGGGGUGUUCCUAGGGGAAGUCCCGGCUAUGCUCUGGCUGUGCAGCUGGGCCUCAACGUUGCUACUCGGCUCAGUGGAUGUAUGAGAAGUGUGGAGCUGGUGUCAGGUGGUGUGGGCGUGGGCGUGAGUGUGGGUGACUCGUCUCAGGUUAGAUUUGAUGGGUGUGGCCUCACCAGAGGAAGUGGGUGUGUCUCUCCAGUGGAUGUCAAUGUUGGUACAGGAAUGUCUUAUACUGACGCACCAUUGGAGUCGUUCACAGAUUACCUUCAUCGUGUGAGUGCCAGUAACUCUGUUGGAACAGCUGUGAGUGGGUGGGUUGCUACGACAACACUCCCCGGAGUGCCGGCUCUGGUGACUGUUUCCCUGGUAGCUAAUACAACUGACUCUCUCUCCGUCACGUGGACAAGACCCAGUGUCACCAGAGGCUUGAUUACAUCAUAUGACAUCACAGCCCUCCCUACGAGCACAGUUGGUCUCCCUUCUCCCCUCGGCAGUGUAUCUGUGAGCUCAUUGGUCGUAUCGUCACCAGAGAUGGUUCUCGUGGCAACGCUGAGUGGUCUGGAGCCUGCUACUACUUACGAGGUCACAGCUACAGCCUUCACCCGUGGGGGGGCUAGUACAGGACCCCCCACCAAGCUCAGCACUGGGGAAGCAGUACCGGUUGGUGUUCAAGCUCCAAUGGUAACCCUUGUGGAGUCACGGCAACUCGGUAUCGCUUGGCAACAGCCCACCAUCCCCAACGGCAUCAUCGUGCGUUUCGACUUGUUUUUAGAUGGUGAAAUUCGAUUCUCUGGCCCCAAUAACUCCACAAUCAUCAGUUCUCUAUCUCCUUUCACUGAGUACUCACUUCUCCUACAAGCGUGCACUAGUGUGGGGUGCUCCAGCAGCGCCAUGGUAACCGGACAGACACUACCAGAUCAACCAAUGGGAUUGGCUGCUCCUAAUCUCACCGCUCUCAGUCCGAGCUCGAUAGAGGCCGUAUGGGACUUUCCCCAAGAACCGAACGGAGCCAUUUUAAGGUUCGAACUUCGACAACUUUUCGGCCCAGAGCAAUCCCAGUUCAUUGUUGUAUUUAACGGAUUGGGACUUGAGACCACUCUUACUGGUUUAACCCCGAACACACUGUAUACUUACCAGCUGGUGGUAUUCAAUGCAGGGGGUAAUGGGGUCAGCGAUACCGCGAGUGUGGUGACUCUAGAGGGGGUCCCUGAUGGCGUUAUACCCCCCACAGUGCUCGUUGUCAACUCAACCACUCUUAAUAUCACAUGGUUCGAACCGACCAUCCCUAAUGGCGUUAUCACCGAGUACAUUUUAUUACAAAAUGGGACAACUAUUUUCUCCGGACUCACCUUCUAUUUCGUCGUUUCCGACCUUCAACCCUUCAGCUUCUACUCGUACUCUAUCAUGGCGUGUACUGUACGUAACUGCAGCUCUAGCGCACCCACGGUUACCAUGACGCCAGAAGCCCGUCCAACCGGUUAUAUACCCCCCACAGUCGUAACCAUCACGCCCACAUCUAUCCAACUCCUCAUUAAUCCCGUCAUCUCCCCCAACGGAAUUGUUACGUACAUCCUCACACUUAGUGAUUCGCCUGACCCGCUGUACAAUAGUUCCGUCCCCUCGACUGUCACUAUUGACAACCUGAGACCGUUCACCGAGUACAGCUUGGUCCUGGUGGUUAGUAACAGUGCUGGAUCACUCAUUGGUCCCUCGUUUUCCCUCACUACGCAGCCCUCAGUCCCCGAAGAUCUAGCUCCAUCCACUGUCACUGCUCUCAAUGCUACCACCUUCCGAGUGGACUGGACUCCGCCCACCUCACCAAACGGGUUGAUCCAGUCAUACGAGAUCAUCCUCAGCGGUGAUGGUGCAACAGAGGUGUUGGAACAAGGCUUGUCGUUAGCGAGUGUUCUCAAUGGACUACGACCUUUCACUGUCUACUAUGUAAUCAUCAGAGCAAACAACACGGUGGGUAGCGUCGUCUCUAUGGCAACCAACUUUACAACAGGCGAAACAGCACCUGCUGGGUUUGAUCGCAUUGUUCCCCUGGAGAUCAGCUCCCGCUACAUUCUCCUCUCCUGGGACGAGCCGGCCGCUACUAACGGGAUCCUCGUCAACUACACUGUCCUCGUAGGGGGUGUGGUCUUAACCACCAGGCCUCCCUCCGUGCUGGUGUACAAUGUGACGUCCCUGAGUCCAUUCACUGGCUACAGCUUCACGGUGCAGGCCUGUACUUCAGUGGGCUGUGUGGAGAGUCCAGUGCUGUCUCUAGUCACCGACCAAGACAUUCCCGAGGGACUAUCAGAGCUGUCCGUCACCUUUGUCAGUGGGCGUGUUCUCAUCACUUGGACCACACCCACAAGUCCCAAUGGGAUCAUAAGUGAAUACCGUGUUGAGAGGACCACCCCCUCUGUUGCUAACAUCUCAUUGGUCGGAACACUAACGGUGGAGCCAUUUGUGGUUGCUGACAUCAACGUUCGUCCGUUCACAAUGUACAUGUAUCGACUGGUGGUCGAGAAUGGAGGGGGCAUGGCUGUGGGGGCGUUCACGAGCGUCACAACUCCACAAACUGCUCCUGAAGGUGUUCUCUCUCCUGCCCUUGAGGCGAUAUUGUCCACAGCUGUCACUGUGACCUUUAACCCUCCUCUCACACCUAACGGCAUUGUCACCAUGUACACCAUCACACGCCUCACACCUCUCACAACCUUCUCCUUCACACCGCAAUCACUUCCCAACGACACAAACCAAUUCACCUUCAACGACAACACCCUCACACCUUACACUACUUACACGUACACACUGGAGGUGUGCACUAUGGGAGGCUGUGCUGUUAGUGACCCCUCAUCUGUACGGACGCUGGAGGACACACCUACUGGUGUUGCUAUGCCGACUGUUGUCAUGGUGAGCUCCGAGGAGUUAGAAGUGACAUGGAUGGAUCCAAAUAUGCCAAAUGGUAUUAUUCUGAGUUUUGAUCUUCUGAGGAAAUUUGUCGGCUUUGAAAUAUCACCUAGUCCAAUAAACUGUUGCGAGGAGUACUUGUCAAACCGGUUGAACCAGUCAGACAAGUGUGAUUAUGUGACCUCUACAGACUUUAACGAUACCUCCUUUACGGACUCUGAACUUCGACCUUUCACCUACUAUCAAUACUGUAUCAUCGUCACCAAUAGUGCUGGCUCAGCAUUUAGUGAAGAGACCACACCCACUCGUACUGACCCUGCCCCCAUGCCACUACGAGGUCCGACACUCAAUGCCACCACUCUCAAUAGUACGGCCAUCGAGCUUCGCUGGACCUCAGUCAAUGUGGACACUCUCCUAGGACCUUUAGAAGGGUACUCAGUUUUCGGGGGGAUUUCAGGUUCUCCUGGUUUUGGGGUGGAGCUAUUUUCGGGACUGGAGUUGAGUUUUGUGGCCACUGGACUUAUUGCGAGUACUGAGUACGUAUUUGUGGUUUCCGUUAGCAACGGCGAGGGAGUGGCUUUCAGUAACAACAACACAGCCAUCACUGAGGAAGGAAUCCCGGCUGAGCUGAGUGCUCCUGUGGUGACAGCUGUGUCGGACACCUCCCUCUCCGUCACCUUCUCAGAGCCAGCUGAGCCAAACGGUGUCAUCAUCCUCUACACAAUCUAUCUUGACACCAUGGUAGUGGCCAAUGCAACGGCCCCAGGCACACUCUUCCUCACUAGCCUCACACCUUACACACUCUACAUUGUACAAGUGGAGGCGUGCACACAGUUCGGAUGCACUGCCAGCGAUCUGGUUGCCAUGAGAACACUAGAAGGAGCUCCGUCUGGUCUGGCCUCCCCCUUUGUCACCAUCACUGGGCCCACCUCCGCCAACAUCACAUGGGGUGCUCCUAACCAGCCCAAUGGCGUGAUUACUGAGUAUCAAGUGCUACUCUUCACACAAGGCUCGACUGAAGCCACGUUGUUAUUCUCUGGACUUGAUUUCGCUGUGUCGGUGUCGACUCUUGCUCCAUUCACAACAUACAACUUUCAAGUCGUGACCUUUAACCAAGCCGGAAACGUAUCUAGUGUAUUUACCAGAAGGAUCACAGAUGAAGCCCCACCCACUUUUGUGCCACCCCCCACGGUGAGCGUGCAAUCGUCCAAUGAGAUCGUUCUAACUUGGUCCGAACCCAUCGAAUUGAACGGCAUUUUGAUUAGCUAUCGAGUCUAUCGCGAUAACGAAGCUCUAAUAUCGACCACCCUCCUGACCACCUAUUCUGACAACCGUCUGGAGCCUGCCACUACCUACACCUUCACUCUAGAGGCUUGCACUAAUGGCGGAUGUACGAACAGCUCACAAGUAUCAAAUACAACAUUUGAAGCACUCCCUGAGGGCGUCUCGGACCCAGAACUCGUUAAUAUCGGACCUCGCUCUGCAACUAUCAGAUGGGAAGCUCCAACCAUACCGAAUGGAAUUAUCACAAACUAUAUCUUCACUCUUUUGACAAACGACACUCAGUUAUUUAACGGACUCGCGUUGUCUUUUGAACUUGAUAAUCUGACGCCAUAUACGAACUAUUCGUUGUUAUUGGAGACCUGUAACAGUAUUGGAUGUGUAGCAGGUGCUCGUCUCGAGGUACCCACUCUUCAGGAUAUUCCCGAGGGUUUGGACGCCCCCUCACUAAGAGAUCUAACCUCUACGGAAGUAGCUAUUGAAUGGAGCGCACCUACUGCUCCUAAUGGUGAUAUCAUCACGUACAUACUUCGCCGUGGAAAUGAAUCAUUUCCAAGCGACCCUGAGGUCAUCUUCCGAGGUCUGGCGUUCUCAUUCAACGAUGGUGGACUACUAGCAGCCACUCUCUAUUUCUACACAAUCGAAGCCGUCAACGGGGCUGGCAGUUUAACAAGCACUCGUAGUGAUUUCCAAACCGUUCCAGACCUCCCAGGGGGUAUUUCACCCCCUACAGUCGAGGUUCGCGGAGCUAACGAGAUAUUCGUGUCAUGGUCCGAGCCUACCCUUCCGAAUGGCGAUAUUUCUCGCUACACACUGUUCAUUAAUGGAAAUGGGAUACCGUUGGGAAUUUCGUUUGCAUAUACUGCCAGAGAACUGACUCCGUUUACCGUGUACUCAUUUUACUUUGAGGUCUGUAAUCAAGCUGGAUGUGCAAGUAGCGUGUCUGUCACUGUGGUAACCGAGCAAGCACUUGCCGAGGGAGUAACUCCGCCCACUCUCACCGUCCUGGGUCCUACGUCACUCCGAGUCUCUUGGACACCUCCUCUCUCCCCCAAUGGAGUUAUAUCGAGAUACGAAAUUCGGCGUCGACUUUUCGAGAACAUUUUCACCGAGACCAUUCAACACAGUGGGGACUCUUCUGAUCUCAGCUUCACAAACAUCGGACUUAGUCCUUUCACUAAUUAUGAGUACAGACUGAACGUUUUUAAUGGUGCUGGUAACGUAUUUAGUGACUGGAUUUCGGCCAUGACGACUGAAGAUGUACCGGCUGGUGUUUCAAUACCCAUGAUUGCAGAUGAGGACAUCUUUGCGAGAAAUGUUACAGCUAGUUGGCUCCCACCCUCUGCACUUAAUGGAAUCCUGUUGAACUAUCGUUUAGAGUAUCGUCCUCUUAUUGACCCUACUACAAACUUACCUGGAAGCAUUGUCAUCGUGGGUACUUACCCUACCGAUGUUACCAUGGCUACUGCUGUCGGACUGUUGCCCGUGACAACGUACCAGUUUAGAGUGGUGGCUAUUAAUAGUGCUGGAGAGGGGACGAGUGAUUUUGAGACAAUAAUGUCGAGAGAGGAUGCUCCUGAAGAAAUACAACCAAUUAUUGUGUCUGCCCGAACGGGCACUAGUCUUUCGUUGUCAUGGAAUCCACCUUUAACCCCUAAUGGACAGAUACGAGAUUACAUGUUGUACCUGAACGACGAGCUUGUAUAUGAUAACAGUAUCACCAUGACUACCAUUCAAAACCUUCAACCAUUCACCACUUAUUCUAUUCAGUUAGUUGCCUGCACUUUUGUGGCUUGUGGCUUCGGUGACGUACAGUCCAUAGCAACGGCUACGAUUGCCCCUGCCGACCAACCAGCACCCAGUGUUAUUGCCCUGUCAGCAAGAAGUGUGGAGGUGGUGUGGGACGCUACUAAUCGACCCAAUGGAAUCAUUACAUUGUACGAGAUUCUACGACAAAACGACGGCAAUCCUAACACCAUGGCUACCAUCGCUAGUACAUCAGAUCUCCUAAAUAGACGGUAUAUUGAUACGACUGUUCAACCCGAUACAAGUUAUGAGUAUGCAAUUCGAGCUAUCAACAUUAUUGGUAACACUGUCAGUGACUUCCGUCCAAUCAGAACUCCUGAAGCAGCCCCUGAGGGCGUGUCAGCUCCCAGUCUGAGCGUGCUCAGUAGCACCUCCAUCCUCGUAACAUGGACUCCGCCCUCUCUACCCAAUGGGAUUAUACAAACUUACCGUGUUUUCCGAAGUGGAGGAGGCGUCUUUAAUGUAUCCGUGUACGAUGAUCUAGGCACAACUUUCACUGAUGCUCUGCUUUCCCCGUUUAACGAGUACUCGUAUUUUGUCCAAACCUGUACUCUCGCUGGUUGCACAUCAGGACCACCCUCCUCUGCUACCACGGACGAAGACACACCCACUAACUUACGAUCCCCUCUCCUUUCAGCCGUGUCUGCAACAAGUAUCUCAAUCUCAUGGUCUCCUCCGGACAAUCCAAACGGAGUUAUAAUAUCAUACACAAUCGUUACAACGCCGGGAAACAUUCAAUUGACCACUACUGCUGAUCUGAGUAGAGUCAUCACCAAUCUCUUACCGUUCACAAUAUAUGCCGUCAGUCUUGAGGCUUGCAAUUCUGUAGGCUGUACGCAAUCGGAUGCUGAUGUACGGACGCAAGAGUCUACCCCGCAGUUCCUACGGCCCCCCACACUGAGUGCAAUCAAUGCCACAGCUGUAGAGGCGACAUGGUCGGAACCAUCUCGUCCAAAUGGUAUCAUCAUUCGCUAUAUCCUCAGAAGAGAUGGGAUUACGAUUUUCGACGGAAAUAUGCUAAUGUAUGUGGAGGCUGUUUUGAAUCCGGACACUUCGUAUUCGUACACACUCCAAGCCUUCACUGGAGCAGGGUCUGGGGAGGAGACUAAUCCGACCACUAUCCAAACCCCCAGAGACACGCCAGACGAUAUCCGCCCACCCCUUGCCAUGGCAACCAGCUCAUCUUCAAUACAAGUAUCCUGGACUCCUCCUGGACAACCGAAUGGUGUGAUUCAACGCUAUGUCCUGCUACAAGAUGGAACAGAAGUGUUUACUGGAUUAGGUUUCAUAUACGUUGCUAACGGGCUCCAGUCGUUCACCCAAUAUGUCUUCCAACUGAUGGUGUGUACUAGUACUUGCGGAGAGAGUUCAGAAGUCACUGAGCAGACAUUGGAAGCUCCGCCCACUGGACAAGCACCCCCCACCCUGAUUCGUUAUCGCAACACCACGGUAGCGAUCACCUGGUCACCCCCAUCGUCCCCUAACGGUGUCAUCAUCAGUUACCUCGUAGAGAGAAGACUUGUACCAAGCAGUGACUUCACGCUUAUCUCGAGCCAAUCUGUGUUGAGCUUCCUCGAUCAAGAUGACAUCCUAGUUCCAGCUAUGUCUUACGAGUAUAGGAUCACUGCAAUCAACACUGCCGGACAAGUAGCUAGUGCUCCAAUCAGUGUGACGCUAUUUGAAGCAGCCCCUGAGGGCAUACCUGACAUCCUGGUUACAGAAGUGACUGCUAAUGUCAUCAGUGUGUCCACCACGCCUCCAGCCUCUCCCAAUGGUGCUCUGACUAACUACACACUUUAUAGAAAUGGACGAAUCGAGAAUUCAAUUGCGGCUAAUUUUCAGGCUACUAUUUCGUUCACAUCUUCCAAUCUGGAUCCGUUCACUUCCUAUGCACUCCAUGUAGAGGUGUGUACGAAUGGUGGGUGUGGUCAGAGUGGUGUGAUGAACGUGAGGACGCUGGAAGCCCCGCCCACUGGACAAGCCCCUCCCCAAGCGACUGUACUCUCUGCAAUGUCUAUUAAUCUCUCUUGGUCACCACCCAUCAGUCCCAAUGGACUCAUUGCAGGAUACACACUGUGGUAUCGUACGGCCUGCCCUGCCCCCCCUCAAGCCCUCCUCUCUCUGCCACCCUGCACCGUUGGACCUCGUUCUCUCAUUGUUGCCAACUUCUCCUCCUUUGUCUUCAUGUUCAGUGGGAGUGGCCUAGCCCACCCCCUCCCCUACACUGCUUACCAGUUCAUAGUGGGAGCGGUCAACAGCGUUGGGUCCGUGGAGUCAGCUUACUCAACAGCUGUCAGCACACAAACCAGUCCUCCUGAGGCUGUCCCUGGAGGCCUGGUCUUCAUGAAAGACGAUGUGUCUGGAGUGAUAUUCAUGGAUUGGUUGAGAGCGUUCCAGUUCAACGGACCCUUCCUGACCUCCAGUGUGGAGAGGAACGGAAUCUUGCUAGUCCAGCGUCCAAUCACAUCGUUGAAUCUCACCAACGAACCCAGGGGAAUAUCUCUGACGUACGUGGUCCGAGUGGUGACACAGGCUGGCCAAGCCAGUAUUACCAGAACCACACAACUAGCUAUAGUCGAUACAGUCACUCCCACACCUGAUUCGAGUACGACCACACCGCCCCCUGUAGCCACGGAAACACCGUUCUACCAACAAGCCGCCUUCAUCAUAGGCAUGAUUGUGCUUGGUGUUGUUUUAGUGUUCCUAGUUAUCGCUGUGAUUGUCUUCCUAUUGGUGAGGCCUAAGGGUGACUCCGCCUACAAGGUCCGACCCUCCACGGCACUAAAGGACAUGACGGGUCCCAGUCAGGAGUACAGUAGGAUGGAGCACUCCCCCUCACCUAAACGACUCACACCCUCCCCGAUACCAGUCACCCCCUCCCCCAACCACACAUCAGGCAGCUGGAGCCCAGGGGACCCCUACAAUGGUGACAUCCCAGACUAUGCCUCCGAAGAUCAGGGUGUGGUCGUCACUCCACGGAGGAAGAAGUACACUCCUCGCAGAAUGGAGUCAGCCUCGCUCAUUGAGAACGAGCAUCUACAGCUGCCAGACACUACCAUUUCCAGUCAUGUGUCCCCCGGACAGUUUGUUCCUGCCAGUGAUGAUUUCGGCUCAUUCAAAGCACAACAACACACAACUUUCACAGACACCAAAGUUUAGGCAUUCUUAUAGUUUAGGUACACACAUGUAUGUAGUUAUAAUUACUGCUUUUCAGUUCAUUACUUUAUAUUAAGUGGGUGUGUCUAGGUGCAGCUGCUGUAGCACUGCCAAGAUUGUGCCACGUUAUAGCCAAGUUUGUAACCAUUGAUUUGUUCACCCAACCCGUCAGUGCACCAUAACCAUUAUUAUCUUUCUAUUAUAAA